Molecule: messenger RNA, 2089 nt
Organism: Monopterus albus (swamp eel)
Lineage: Eukaryota; Metazoa; Chordata; Actinopteri; Synbranchiformes; Synbranchidae
Gene: cd93
Product: CD93 molecule
Exons: 1
Coding region: 87-1808 (573 amino acids)
Molecular function (GO): calcium ion binding
Source: RefSeq, a predicted model, not a curated record
UGGCUACGAAUGGACAACAACGUAUUGGUCUCAUUUUACCCCAAAACUCCCAGAACCCUUCUGAAGGAACUAAUUCAUUGAUUUCUAUGGCAAUUAUGUUUUUGAUUUUUCUACUGCAGUUCAUCAAUAGCUUUGAGGGCUUAACUGGAGCUGAACAUGGGACGCUGUGCACUUCUAAAGCCUGCUUCACCCUACAUAUGGACAGAGUGAGCUUUGAUGUGGCACGUAAGAACUGUGUCCACAAUGGAGGCUAUCUGAUGACAGUCAGAGACAGAGAAGAAGAGGAUGUGCUACACUCAGUUCUCUCACAGAUCCAAAGACAACGUCAGGACAGGCCACUUAAAUUAUGGAUUGGAUUAAAACUACACAAAGGAAACUGUGUGUUGUCUGACAAGACUCUCAGGGGGUUUGAGUGGGUAUCUGGAGAGGAAGACUCCCACUACUCCAACUGGGAAAAAGAACCUACCGGCACCUGCACAGAGGAGAGAUGUGUAAGGGUUCGUUACAAUUCAUCAGCUCAAAACCAAGUGAAAUGGACAGCUAGAUCUUGCAAAGUCCCUGAAUUUUAUGCCUGUAAGUUUUAUUUUAAGGGAAUGUGUAAACCGUUGGCUCUGCUGGGACCUGGAAAAAUAACCUACACAGCACCCUUCUCAGAAAAGCCGCAAAGAAGUGAAAUGAAAUUAUUUCCACUCGGAACAUAUGCUGAUAUUUUAUGUAGUGACCAACAGUCUCACUACUCUGUGUGCAUGGGGGUGGAUGACAUGUUUCACUGGAAUGUCCCUGGUCCAUUUUGCAAAAUAGUAAAGCAAAAUUGCACCGUCAGCAAUGGUGGAUGUGAACACCUGUGCCAUCAAGACACGGAUCAGGUUCAGUGCCUUUGCAAAGAAGGCUAUGACCUGGAUGAGGAUGGACUCUCUUGCAGGAUGAAAAACUUGUGUGGUGCUGACACCUGUGAGCACGAGUGUGUAAUGGGGAAGUCAGGAUAUUUCUGCAAAUGUUCACAGGGGUUCAAACUGGAUGAAAACCAGCACAGCUGCUCUGAAAUUGAUGAGUGCCAGUUGCAUGUCUGUGAGGAUCAUUUGUGUAUAAAUACGCACAACAGUUACACAUGUGUGUGCAAAGAUGGCUACGAAAUGGUUGAUGAUAAAUGUAGUGAUGUCGAUGAAUGCACACAAUCAAGAUGUGAACAUGCCUGCUUGAACAGUGUCGGAUCCUACUCCUGUAGCUGCAAUGAGGGUUUCUCUUUAUCUCAAGAUGGCCACUUGUGUACAGAUAUAAAUGAAUGUGUCAGCAAUCGCUGUCAGUUCACAUGCGUCAAUACUGUAGGCAGCUUCUUGUGCACCUGCCCACAAGGCUUCUACCUGAAGACAGAUGGACUGAAUUGCGCUCCGGAUGUGACAGAAACAUCAGCUGCUUCAUCAGAUGACUCACCUGAUGAGGAAACACAAGAUAAUGUUACAGAGUCUCUAGUCAGAACCACAGUGGAGCUCCAGCACCAGUCCCCUCACAUUGAUGCACCACGUCCAGGUUUGGUGAAUGUUACGCACAGUGAUCAGCAGAAAAACACAUCCAUGACCACAAGGGUUGCCAAGUCUGUUAGUUCCAAGGUGAUUAUCUGUGUCCUCGGUUCAGUCAUUCCUCUGCUCGUACUAAUCGCAGUGACUCUGACUAUUGCAAUCUUCCGAUGCAAUCGCUCCAAAAAAGAAGCCAAGAAAACCACCACUGCAGACGGCUACUGUUGGGUGUCCUCUGGUUUGGAUCCACGUUUAGAGAAACUAUACGAGUCUAUUUUGACUGAUGACCUAUGACCUAACAGUGAUGGAUGAGACUGUUUUCAUAAAUUAGUGUGUUUAUUUAUGUAAUUUAUGAUGUUGCAACCUCUCUGUUAGGAAAAAUUUCAAGAAAAAAAAACUUUGUCCAUCACAUUUCUUUGACGUGGCUCACAAAGAAGACAUAGUACACAUAUACAGUAGAAACAUAUUGGUUGUAGAAAAAACAAACAAAAAGGUAAAAAUGUGGCUGUGAAAGUGUAGAUAUGUACAGGUGUUAUUGGUGCCGAAGACUUGGGAAGUGGGUGUGAGGAGGUCUA